ACAAACCCAAAUUUCCUUAAUCUCUCUCUCUCUAUCUAUCUAAGCCAUGGCUCUGCAACUCUGGGAGACCCUUGAAGAUGCGAUCACCGUCUACACGGGUCUCACUCCAGCAACUUUCUUCACAGGUCUCGCUUUGGGUCUCGCUAUCUACUAUGUUCUCUCCAGUCUGUUUGGUUCCUCUGGUAAUAAUCAACGUAAGAGUUCUAGGGAUUUGCAGGAGGAGAUGCAGCCUCUUCCCCCUCCUGUUCAGCUUGGUGAGGUCACUGAAGAGGAAUUGAAGGUCUACGAUGGUUCUGAUCCUAAAAGGCCUCUUCUCAUGGCGAUCAAGGGUCAGAUCUAUGAUGUCACGCAGAGCAGGAUGUUUUAUGGACCCGGUGGCCCUUAUGCUCUAUUUGCUGGAAAAGAUGCUAGCAGAGCUCUAGCAAAGAUGUCCUUUGAGGAGCAAGAUCUAACUGGAGAUAUCUCUGGUCUUGGUCCAUUUGAACUCGACGCGUUACAAGAUUGGGAAUACAAGUUCAUGACCAAGUAUGCGAAAGUUGGGUCUGUUAAAAAGACAGUACCAGUGACUGAUGGGACAUUGAGUGGGGAAGCUGUCGAGACAACUGACCGCGAUGUUGAUGAUAAGCCUACAGACAAUGGUCCAUCUGAAAAUGCAGCUACUGGAAUCACAGAAACCGAGUCUGCUGUUGAUGCCAACAAAGAAGAAUGAGGAAUGUUGUUAUCCCUACCGUAUGAAGAAGUGAAGACAGUAAUGUUUGGGUACUAGUGUUUGGUAAAUGUCGUUUCACAUAGAAUUUUUGUAAUAUUCAAUAAGGAAAUGGGCGUGUUUAACUUUUCGGAUUUGGAUGCAAUUAGUUAAAUAGUUAUUUAAGUGCAUUAGAGAUGCUGGUCUUGUUUUUUGUUUUUGGAAACAAAUACAAUGCAAUAGCUUUCGUAUUAUUUUGGAAAUUUGGCAGGAGUAGACAAACUCUUUCGAGAAAGUGUCCAGGUGUGACCUAGUCUUGAUUAAUGGAAUUAUUCUAUACCAAA
Molecule: messenger RNA, 1029 nt
Organism: Camellia sinensis
Lineage: Eukaryota; Viridiplantae; Streptophyta; Magnoliopsida; Ericales; Theaceae
Product: membrane steroid-binding protein 1
Cellular component (GO): endomembrane system; endoplasmic reticulum; membrane
Source: RefSeq, a predicted model, not a curated record